This is a messenger RNA of Racocetra persica, 723 nucleotides long. Lineage: Eukaryota; Fungi; Glomeromycota; Glomeromycetes; Diversisporales; Gigasporaceae. The record is from the annotation of a GenBank genome assembly.
GAUUUUAGAAGUUCAGAUGGCCUUUAUAGUAAGGUAAAACACAAAUAUUCAGAUACCUUUCGUAUGGGCAAAGAUUUAUUUGAUGCUUGCUUACUUACAACCCAUGGAUCUAUUAAUGCAUUUAAUCAUCUCAUGGGUGUAUUAAGAGAAUGUAUUUUAAAUGCUACACCCACAGAAACUCAUAAAUUUAUAAAAAAAUUGGCAGAUAUGGAAAAAUUAAAAAGAGUAUAUACACAAAAUAUAGAUAAUCUUGAGGAACUAGUAGGAUUACACAUAGAUUGGCAAUUUGAAAAAGUUAAAAAUAAUAAAGCUCAAGUAGUUCAAUUACAUGGAACUCUUGCAAAGUUACGACGUAAUAUUUGCACAAAUAUUUAUGAUUUUACGCUGCAAUUUUGUGAUAUUUUCAAGCAAGGUAAAGCACCAAAAUGUACUAAAUGUGAAGAAAGAGGUAAAAAAUGUUUAGAUCAAACAAGGAAAGUGUCCUCAUACAAUUGGACAGCUAAAUCCGACAAUAUUAAAGCUCUUAUAAAAGACUUUGCUAGAGCGGUUCAUAACCAUAAUGGUUAUGUGAUACUGGUAAAUGCUACAGAUGUAGUUACUAAAGAAUGGAAUAGCUUAAUUGACUUUCAAAUAGAAGGUGAUUGCGAUGAGUGGGUUAAACUUGUUAAUAUAGAAUUAUUAAACGUCAAAAAAAUGACAACUACAAGAUUAUCAAAAAAUUAA